This is a messenger RNA of Cercopithifilaria johnstoni, 693 nucleotides long. NCBI's taxonomy places the organism in Eukaryota, Metazoa, Nematoda, Chromadorea, Rhabditida, Onchocercidae. The record is from the annotation of a GenBank genome assembly.
AUGACAACGGCAGCACAUGUCGAUGACGCAUCUCCAAGUCAGUUAUUGAGCUGGCUAUCCAUUCUUGCGGUCGGAACUACAUUGUGUCUUUUUUUAACGGGUUUGGAGAUAUGCUGGCGUAUAUGGUCUCAAGGGACAACAAAUGGUAUUAGUUCGGCCCCAUUUCAUACAGGCUUUCUUUCUGGACAGCUAUGGUUACAAUAUGGUUUCUUAAGACAUAACAAGACUAUGAUAUGUGUCAAUUCAGUGGCUGCAUUGCUCUAUUCAUUAUAUAUUUUUUAUUAUUUCAUAAUGGCACCGUAUGCUACAAAGAACCGUUGCAUCAGAUUAAUUUUUAUGGAAAUGAUAUUUUUGAUGAGUGCACAUUAUUAUAUCCACUAUUAUGGCUUACCAGUGGAAAUGGUUCUUUCAUAUUUGGGAAUGUCUUGUGUGGUAUUCAAUGUACUUACUGUUGCCGCUCCCUUGGAAGCUUUGCGUGAAGUUUUCCGUACGCGUUGUACGGAAACAAUGCCAUUGCCCCUUUGUUGUCUAACACUUCUUGUAACAGCGGAAUGGCUGCUGUAUGGAAUUCUUAUUGAUGACAUUUACAUACAGGUACCCAACGCUAUUGCAUCGGUGAUCGCAUUCCUCCAGUUAUUACCUUUUCUUUAUUUUCCCCGGAAUAAGCAGAUAGCUACUGUCACUAUUCCUUGA